Ictalurus punctatus (channel catfish) is the source of this 1020-nucleotide messenger RNA. It is a transcript of the gene nfyba, whose product is annotated as nuclear transcription factor Y, beta a. The record is from RefSeq and is marked provisional. Lineage: Eukaryota; Metazoa; Chordata; Actinopteri; Siluriformes; Ictaluridae. Gene Ontology annotation, cellular component: CCAAT-binding factor complex; nucleus. Gene Ontology annotation, biological process: regulation of transcription by RNA polymerase II. Gene Ontology annotation, molecular function: protein heterodimerization activity; DNA-binding transcription activator activity, RNA polymerase II-specific; RNA polymerase II cis-regulatory region sequence-specific DNA binding.
CCACACGGCCGUUUGCAGACGCGAACCAACCAGGGCUUCAUUGCAGAUGGACGGAGACAGUACCACCACCGAUACCUCGCAGUUGGCCAUAACGAGCGACUAUAUGACCAGUGGCCACUACGUGUUACAAACGCAAGAGGAUGAUGGCGAAGAAAGUCUUCAUGACCAUGAAGAUGGCAACGGUUGCAAAGACAAUCUCCGAGAGCAGGAUAUCUACCUGCCUAUUGCUAACGUAGCUCGCAUCAUGAAGAACGCCAUCCCACAGACGGGAAAGAUUGCAAAAGAUGCAAAAGAAUGCGUACAGGAGUGUGUGAGUGAGUUCAUCAGCUUCAUCACUUCAGAAGCGAGCGAGCGGUGUCAUCAGGAGAAGCGCAAAACCAUCAAUGGCGAGGACAUCCUGUUUGCCAUGUCUACGCUGGGUUUUGAUAUGUAUGUGGAGCCACUUAAGCUUUAUCUGCAGAAGUUCAGAGAGGCGAUGAAGGGUGAGAAGGGAAUUUCCGGAGUGCCAGUCACAGAAGGCCUGAGCGAAGAACUUACAGAAGACAGUUUCACAAAUCAAUUACCUGCUGGAUUGAUCACAACUGAUGGCCAGCAGCAGAACGUCAUGGUGUACACCACAUCAUACCAACAGAUCCCUGGUGUUCAACAAAUCCAGUUCUCAUGACCUGGAUCAGCUUUAGACCAAGCACUUGUCCAUGGACUGCUCUCUCACCUUGUAAAGUUUUACUGGUGGCUUUGGAGAACAAGAUUAAUGAGGAGUUGUGAGCAGGAAAAGAAGAACCUGCUAGCAGAGAGCCUGAAUUUGUAAAUUUUCUUGAUGUCUGUAAUUCAUGCAACAGUCAUUUGUUACGCUUAUAUAAUUUGUUAAUUUUAAAACAGUCUAAGGUCAAACUCUCUGAAUGAAGACCGCUAAUAAUUUUUGUGAGUUUUCUGUCCCAUGUAUUUGUUAGUUUUUAAAGGUUUGUGGGUGGGCGUCUAAUACUGGGUUUACUUAAAUACAAUAAAUGGAUUCUCAUUUGA